AUGGUCGAUUCACGUAGCUCAAUUCCAGUCGAGAUGGCUAAAUUCGAACAGAGUAAUCAAUCAAAGAAAAUACCAAUUUCAGCUUGUGAACAAUCUCGAUCAGCGUUCAUCGAUCUGAUUAUUUUAAUCGCUGUAAUCGGUGCUUGUGGAUUCUUAAUCCACCCCUAUGUAACCCUCUUAUUAUCCAAAACUCUCGAAACCCUUACCCCAAUCAUGAUCGUGAUUCAACAAGAACUCAUGAGCGCUCCAAUGAUUUACAUGUGUUUAGGAUUAACCAUCUUGACUACAUCAAUGGCGGUGUUAGCCAUGACAUUAUGCACAAAUCCCAAAUGUGGUAAACCAGGUUGUCGUGGGUUGAACAAUGGAGCCGCAUUCGAUAUCCAAAUUGAAACAGAAGAAUCUUUCAAGAAUUCCAAUUCCAAUUCCAAUUCCAGUUCUGUAAAGUGCGGAUUGAAGACGGGAUUGUUUGAAUUACCGAGGGAUUACCACCGGGAAUUAGAGGCGGAGUUGAAGAAGAUGGCACCGACUAACGGCCGUGUGAUUCUGGUUUUCCGAUCAAGGUGUGGGUGUUCCGUUGGCCGGAUGGAGGUUCAUGGUCCGAAGAAGAGUAAUAGAAAGAUAAAGAGGUAA
This is a messenger RNA of Lactuca virosa, 630 nucleotides long. Lineage: Eukaryota; Viridiplantae; Streptophyta; Magnoliopsida; Asterales; Asteraceae. The record is from the annotation of a GenBank genome assembly.